Molecule: messenger RNA, 1065 nt
Organism: Saitoella complicata NRRL Y-17804
Lineage: Eukaryota; Fungi; Ascomycota; Saitoellomycetes; Saitoellales; Saitoellaceae
Product: NAD-dependent glycerol-3-phosphate dehydrogenase
Exons: 1
Coding region: 1-1065 (354 amino acids)
Biological process (GO): glycerol-3-phosphate catabolic process; carbohydrate metabolic process
Cellular component (GO): glycerol-3-phosphate dehydrogenase (FAD) complex; nucleus; cytosol
Molecular function (GO): NAD binding; protein homodimerization activity; glycerol-3-phosphate dehydrogenase [NAD(P)+] activity
Source: RefSeq, a predicted model, not a curated record
AUGGCAGGAAAGCACACCGUUGCCGUUGUCGGAUCCGGAAACUGGGGAACCGCCAUUGCGAAGAUCGUUGGUGAAAACACCGCUCAGCAUAGCGACGUCUUCAACAAAGAUGUCAAGAUGUGGGUCUUUGAGGAGGAAGUCGAGCACGAGGGAAAGAAGAGGCCGUUGACGGAGGUGAUUAACGAGAAACACGAGAACGUGAAAUACCUCCCCAACAUCGCGCUACCAGAAGGUAUUGUUGCGGAGCCGGAUGUUGUCAAGGCGGUCGAGGGUGCGAAUAUUCUGAUUUUCAACUUGCCGCAUCAGUUUGUUGGCAAGGUUUGUAAGCAGCUGAGAGACUCUGGGAAGGUGUCGAAGGAUGCGGUGGGUAUCUCGUGCAUUAAGGGUGUGGAGAUCUCGAAGGAUGAUAUCUCGCUUUUCCCGUAUACCAUUGGAGAAGAACUCGGGAUUUACGUCGGUGCGCUUUCGGGGGCCAAUAUUGCGAACGAAGUUGCCGAAGAGAAGUUUUGCGAGACAACGAUUGCGUAUGCGCCGAAGGACGAUAAGGGCGUUUCCUCGGAUACGAUCAAGAAGUUAUUCCAUAGGGAUUAUUUCAGGGUUGGGAUGUGUGAGGAUGUUGCGGGUGUCUCCCUUGCGGGUGCAUUGAAGAACGUCGUCGCUGUCGCUGCUGGAUUCGCCGAUGGAUUGGGGUGGGGAGAUAACUCUAAGGCUGCUGUCAUGCGUGUCGGCCUCAUGGAAAUGAAGAAGUUCGCCAAGACUUUCUUCCCUGACGUCCGUUCCGCGACCUUCACGGAAGAGUCCUGCGGAAUCGCAGACCUUAUCACAUCAUGCCUCGGAGGCCGUAACCGUCGCUGUGCGGAGGCGUUUGUGAAGACAGGAAAAUCCAUGGACGAGUUGGAGCAGGAUAUGUUGAAUGGGCAGAAGUUGCAGGGUGCGGGUACGGCGGAGGAGCUGUUCCACUUUUUGGAUAAGAAGGGGAAGACGGAUGAUUUCAAGUUGUUUACGGCUGUGUACAACAUUGUGUACCAGGGAUUGCCGCCGGAUCAGUUGGCUGAGAACAUCUAA